Molecule: messenger RNA, 1482 nt
Organism: Pleurotus ostreatus (oyster mushroom)
Lineage: Eukaryota; Fungi; Basidiomycota; Agaricomycetes; Agaricales; Pleurotaceae
Exons: 3
Coding region: 1-1482 (493 amino acids)
Source: RefSeq, a predicted model, not a curated record
AUGGACGCUCUCGUCUCUUUCGCACCAGGCCUCGCAGUCCGCUUCUUCCUAUACUCUAUCGGAAACAUCAGCCCCAAGGCAGAAUGGGCACUCAUAGGGCUGUGGGAUGGCUACGCUGUCCAGAAAAUGACGGGGCGGACGGCCUCGCACGAGACAACAGCCAUCUACGCCCUGCUCUUCCUCGUCGACCUCUACAUUUCUCGCAGCUUCUACAAGACUGCAGUCACAUCGCUGUGGACGGUUCUGGGCGUGAUCGUGACGGAGCUGCUUGGUCCCAACCACCGGCAUGAUACCACGAGUGAACGGAGGCGAGGCAGGCGGCGCUCGAUAAACCCCGUCAUACCGAGCCAGCCCAUUCGCGCACCCCCAGCUCGCCAGCCCCGCUCAACCGAUGUCGCCCAUCCACCCGAAUCCACCCCGAGUCGACGUAUGAUCGAGGAGCAGACGGCGGUCACAUUCGCUGCGCCGUCCACCACUUCGUUGUCCAGCGACAUGUCGACUCUCGCGUCCAGUGGGUCUGCGACGUCUAGAGAGAAUAUUUGGGACAGCGUCCGAGCCGUCGCCUCUGCUCAGCCGCAUAGCUCUAACGAGACCACACAUCGUGCUACCAUGUACCCGAGCAACUCAACAACACCGUAUGAUACACAUCUACCCUCCCCUCCCGACACCUUCCAGCAGCGAACGCCCCUCUUUGGCGAAGCUGGACAUCGCACGGGCAUUGCAGGCAAUGUUCCUGGCGGCUUCACUUCCCGCGAUGAGACGACCAGCCCCAGUCCCACACCACGAAACAGUCCGCCGCCUCUCAUGGUGCCCUAUGUGAACGUAGAUCCUCCAACCAGCCAGGGGCUCCUGUCUUCCGACUCAGAGCCUGCGCUUCCUCCAAAUCUUCUGUCGCCUCUGGAUAUCAUUCCGGCCGGGGGCGCGCCCCAACCAGAGGAGUACAAAAUAGUCCCGCCUCGGAGGUCAACGCCGAUGCCUGUUAUAACUGAAGACCCGCCAGUAGCGAGCACCUCGCGAGCAGUGAAAGCAGAGGACAAUGAUGCGAGGCUGACUUCGUCGGACGAGGACAGCGACUCCGACGUCCCCAACGAUCGCACAAGUAUGCUCAAAGCAGCAGAGAGGUACCGUCAACAAUCCAAAGGCUUCGAUAACGACGUCAAGAAGCUUAAGUCCGAACGUAAAACCGCCGAAGACGCUAACAAGAAACGACAGAGCGUCGCCUUGAAGAGCAGAAUAGGCACCACUGAGGAGCAAGCAUCUAAGUACCAUCUCAAAGCCGACAAUCUCUUCGUCCGUCUGGACAAUCCGCCAUCGAAACCAGCCACCCUUGACCUGAAACGCGUGAUCACCGUAAAGGCUGCCCUCCAUGCACUCAAAGAACGCCUCCCGAUCUUCCUCGACAGCAAUGAAGCCAGCCUCACCAUCCGCUUGGGGACUCGCGUCCGCGAGCACGAGGGGAAACAUCCCGCACAGAAGCAAUGA